Daucus carota subsp. sativus is the source of this 1356-nucleotide messenger RNA. RefSeq lists its product as uncharacterized. The record is from RefSeq and is a predicted model, not a curated record. Bases 1 to 1356 code for a protein of 451 amino acids. Gene Ontology annotation, molecular function: protein binding. The transcript has a single exon. NCBI's taxonomy places the organism in Eukaryota, Viridiplantae, Streptophyta, Magnoliopsida, Apiales, Apiaceae.
AUGCCGAAAAAUCGAGGCGCAAAGAAGAAGAUUCAUAAACCCUCUGAAGCCCAAGAAACCUCAAACGAAGGCCAAGAAACCUCAAAACCCAAACCAAUCUUCCUCAUAAGCGCUUUGCCACCAGGGCCUUUGCUUAAUGUUCUUUACAGAUUUCCUGUGAAGAUUUUGCUACAACUCAGGUGUUUUUCGAGGUUCUGGUUGGCUCUCAUUGAUAACCCCAUAUUCAGACAGAAUCACGUCAAUUUCAACUCUCCAAGAAACAGACAACUUAUAUGCAACAGUUUUCAUGAUAAGGGCAGGCACAAACUCGUUGCUUUCUUGAGCGCACAAGGCUCCCACAUCCCUGUCCUCGACGUCGAUCUACACUUCUCUGACAGGCCUAAUUACCCGAGAAGAAUAAACUUCAAAGAUUUCUCCAAGAACAUGGUUCUUGCUGGUUCGAUCCAUGGCAUUGUUUGUCUUGCUCAUAGUGAAGAAAUGUGUGGCCGUUUUGUUGCUCUAUGGAACCCUACUAUCCGCUACUGGAAACCAAUCGCACUUCCACAGAACAGGGCCUGGGCACGCGUAUCAGUUGGCUUGGGAUUCGACGUGGUGAGGAAUGAUUUCAAGAUUAUAUGCAUUGUUCCAUUUACGGAUACUAAGAGAGCCGGAUGGUCUCGGAUUGAGAUUUACUCUGGAAAUCAGAAUUCCUGGGAGAAUGUUGUUGAAGAGAGGAUUGUUCCCUUUGUUCCUGUACUAAAUAGGCAACAAUGUAAAUUCAUCGUCCAAGGUGUCCCGUACUGGGUGGGGAAGGAUGCACUAGCACAAACUAAUCAGGUUUUGGGGAGAAUCGAUCCUCGUACAGGGUUAUAUGGGACGGUUUUGUUUCCGAGACACAUCAAGAAUCCGAGUACUGAAGUGUGUGCUGUGAACCUGAAGGGAUCAAUUGCUGCUUUAAUUCAAUCCCCUGGUGAAAAUCCCAACAAUAUGGUUGAUUUGUAUAUUCUGGAUGCGCACACUGCUGAUUGGACAAAGAUGUACAGUAUCGGACCACUUGAGGUUAUAUUCCGACGUCCUAUUCAGUGCUUGAGCACAGGAGAGAUUGUACUAGAGACUUGGCCAGGGUACAUAGAUCAAGCUUCAAAUGCAGUUCAUUUUUUCUGCGACCCUAGAACUAAUAGUGUGCUCUGGAACAAUGAAAUGGAAGUGUUGAAUCCAUGUUGGCGUGAGUCGUACAUUCACUUAGAGAGCCUAGUACGUCUUGAGGGGAUGGUGGAGAUUGCGAAGGAGCACAUUACCAGGAGGCCUAAUCCUAGGAUGAAGAACUGGUAUGAGCUUUGCUUUGUUCUGUUAAACCGUGCUUCAAGAUUGUUAUGA